Molecule: messenger RNA, 516 nt
Organism: Necator americanus (New World hookworm)
Lineage: Eukaryota; Metazoa; Nematoda; Chromadorea; Rhabditida; Ancylostomatidae
Exons: 3
Coding region: 1-516 (171 amino acids)
Source: RefSeq, a predicted model, not a curated record
AUGAAAUUACAUCCGGCUUCUGCCUUGUCACAACAUAUGCUGAACGAGAUUGUGGCUCUCGGAGAAGCUUCGCUAUGUGAAGCAUGUGCUGUCACCACCUUCAUCGAGACGAAAACUUCGUCGAGAUAUCAGAAGCAUUACGAGCAACUCUGCAGCAACCACCUUCGUAGAACUCAAAGGUUCCCCAGUGAAACGAAAUCGGUGGAGGAGGAGGUGGCGGCGGUGGUGGUGGUGGUGGCGGUGGAGGAGGAGCAACAACAACCACGACAGGAUGUGGUUGGACGAGGAAGGCUGGAAAUGUUUCCGUAUGAACGGGGAAGUAAUUUGCUUCAAUGGUUGGAAUAUGGAUGGAUUCAAGAAGUAAUCCAAAGAAGUAGUCGUGAAGAUUGCAAAAUAUACUUCACUUCAAGGGGCCAAACUUACCUCCAAUGGAUCAUAUACCAAAAAGUGGAUGCAUAUGCAAAGAAAUCAUCUGUCAACUAUUGUUCCAUGGUUCAUUUCAAACUAAUUUUUUAA